Vigna umbellata (rice bean) is the source of this 692-nucleotide messenger RNA. NCBI's taxonomy places the organism in Eukaryota, Viridiplantae, Streptophyta, Magnoliopsida, Fabales, Fabaceae. The record is from RefSeq and is a predicted model, not a curated record.
AUGAGGGUUGACUCUUUAGAGAAACAUCUUCCUGAUUCUGGUCAAGAUGUAUUGCCAGAACUUCAUAUGAUUGCUCAAAGGUUUGAAAAGAAAAUUUUUAAUGCUGCAACAAGCUGGCCUGAUUAUCUACUGAAAAUAUAUUUAAAGAUGCAUUCGAUAGAGACUGGAUGCCAGUGCACCAAGGCCAACGUACCAAAUCAAGUCACCUACAUUAAAGUUGAAGCUCAGCAGUCAGACACGCAAAGUGUAAUAGUGCCCACGCCAUCCCCAAAAAUAUCCCUAAAGCGCCACCAACAUCAGAUGGAUAACGAUAAGGGGAGACGUAAUCAAGGUACUGAAGCCAAUAGUCAUUGGAGAGAUGAACUGCACCCAGAGACACGACAAAUAUAUGUCAACAAGAUAAUGGAGAUUUUAAAAAGACAUCUUCCUCUUUUUGAUCAAGAAAGAUUCCAUGAACUUCAGAAGAUUGCUCAAAGGUUUGAAGAAAAUAUUUUUAUUGCUGCAACAAGCCAGUCUGAUUAUCUAAAAAAAAUAUCUUUGAAGAUGCUUACCAAUGAGACUAAACCCCAGGGCAGCAUGGCCAACGCAUCAUGGUUCUAGGAGUAUCUAGUUUAGCUUAAGUUACUAAGACUGAAUUGUGUGCUUUUUUCACUCAAAUAAUACACAUGGACACAGAUUGCUUAAACAAUACU